AUGAAUCGAGGUAACAUGACGUACUUUGGGUCUCUCAAAUACUACCCUGAGAAAUCCGAAUCACAGAAUCCUGCCACAUAUGAGGCUCUACACGGCCGAUUCAAGAUGGCAAAGCAAAGUGUCCACAGGGAAUCGCCGGGAAAGCAUAAGCGGUUCAAACUUCAUGGGAAACUACGCUGCUGGGCAUUCUUUAAGGAUGAUCCGUUCCUAGUCCGCGCCAGUGAUGUGGGAAAGAUCGACAGCAUGAUGGGCACUAAGAAUAAUUUCGAAGAGAUUUGUGCAGAGAGUACCGCAAUAUCUAGUCCAAAUGGUCGAAGAGGACAUGGCCCUAGAAGUGGCCGCAGCAAAAGCCCAUGA
This is a messenger RNA of Aspergillus tanneri, 357 nucleotides long. RefSeq lists its product as uncharacterized. The record is from RefSeq and is a predicted model, not a curated record. The transcript is spliced from 3 exons. The coding region runs from base 1 to 357 and encodes 118 amino acids. NCBI's taxonomy places the organism in Eukaryota, Fungi, Ascomycota, Eurotiomycetes, Eurotiales, Aspergillaceae.